Messenger RNA from Aspergillus terreus NIH2624, 1221 nucleotides. Its product is annotated as cystathionine gamma-lyase CYS3. Gene Ontology annotation, molecular function: pyridoxal phosphate binding; cystathionine gamma-lyase activity. Lineage: Eukaryota; Fungi; Ascomycota; Eurotiomycetes; Eurotiales; Aspergillaceae. The record is from RefSeq and is a predicted model, not a curated record. Gene Ontology annotation, cellular component: cytoplasm. The coding region runs from base 1 to 1221 and encodes 406 amino acids. Gene Ontology annotation, biological process: transsulfuration. The transcript is spliced from 4 exons.
AUGACCGGUCACGAGAAUGGAAACCUGGCGCAGGAUCGCCGCUUCGGCACUUUGGCCGUUCAUGCUGGCGCCCCUCAUGAUCCCACCACCGGCGCAGUGAUUGCUCCUAUUUCCCUCUCCACGACGUUCGCGCAGACCAGCGUCGGCAAUCCCGUCGGUCUCUACGAAUACACACGGAGUUCCAACCCGAAUCGUGACAACUUUGAGCAGGCUGUCGCCGCGCUCGAACACGCUAAAUAUGCCCUUGCCUUUUCCUCCGGCUCCGCGACCACUGCCGUCAUCCUCCAGUCGCUCGCCGCUGGAUCGCACGUCGUCUCCGUCUCCGACGUGUACGGCGGUACGCAUAGAUACUUCACCAAGGUCGCGUCCGCGCACGGUGUGCAUGUGACCUUCUCGCCUUGCAUUGAACUUGACGUGGAGGAACUGAUCCGGCCCAACGAGACCAAGCUGGUCUGGAUCGAGACCCCGUCGAACCCCACGCUGGGCUUGGUGGAUAUCCGCAAGGUCGCGGCCGUCGCACAUCGCCACGGAAUCCUGGUCGUUGUCGACAACACGUUCAUGAGCCCCUACGUCCAGAACCCUCUGGACCACGGUGCCGACAUUGUCGUCCACUCCGUCACCAAGUACAUUAACGGUCACUCGGACGUUCUCAUGGGAGUCGCCGCGUUCAACUCCGACAGCCUCAAGGAGCGCCUCACCUUCCUCCAGAACGCCAUUGGCGCCGUCCCGUCCCCCUUCGACUGCUGGCUUGCCCACCGCGGUCUCAAGACGCUGCAUCUGCGUGCGCGCGAGGCCACCACCAACGCCACGGCCGUCGCCCGCGCCCUCGAGGCCUCCCCCCACGUCAUUUCCGUCAACUACCCGGGCAUCGAGUCGCACCCGCAGCGCGCCAUCGCCAUCAAGCAGCACCGCCAGGGCAUGGGUGGCGGUAUGCUCAGCUUCCGCAUGAAGGGCGGCCAGCAGGCGGCCCAUCUGUUCUGCCAGUACACCAAGGUCUUCACUCUGGCCGAGAGUCUCGGCGGCGUCGAGUCGCUCUGUGAGGUCCCCUCUAGCAUGACGCACGCUGGAAUCCCCAAGGACCAGCGGGAGGCCGCCGGUGUCUUUGACGAUCUGGUGCGCAUGAGUUGCGGUGUCGAGGAUGCGGAGGAUCUCGUGGCGGAUGCGCUGCAGGCACUUGAGAAGGCGGUUACUGCUGGCCAGAACGGGAACGGGACUGCAUAG